Athalia rosae (coleseed sawfly) is the source of this 895-nucleotide messenger RNA. RefSeq names its product exosome complex component RRP46 (gene Rrp46). Gene Ontology annotation, biological process: rRNA catabolic process; poly(A)-dependent snoRNA 3'-end processing; nuclear mRNA surveillance. The record is from RefSeq and is a predicted model, not a curated record. Gene Ontology annotation, cellular component: nucleolus; cytoplasmic exosome (RNase complex); nuclear exosome (RNase complex). NCBI's taxonomy places the organism in Eukaryota, Metazoa, Arthropoda, Insecta, Hymenoptera, Athaliidae. Bases 92 to 751 code for a protein of 219 amino acids. The transcript is spliced from 5 exons.
UGUAUAUGCCACGCGUGGGAAUGCUAACCUGGAAAUUUAAAGAGCACAACAAACAACACAGAGUGAAAUCAGUGAAGACAAGUACAAUAAAAUGGAAGACUUGAAAGAAGAUGAGUGUGUCAUGAGACCGAUGAACUGUGAAUUAAAUCAGCUAUCGAGGCCUGAUGGUUCGACUAUGUUAAUGCAAGGUGAUACUGCAGUUAUCGCUGGAGUAUAUGGGCCUGUGGAAGGAAAACCACAGAAAAUGAUGUUCGAUAAAGCGUCCGUGGAGGUGCUCUACAGUCCUGCCAAAGGUCCCCCUUCUGUGGAUGACAGAGUAAAGGAGUCUAUUAUCAAAGAAACUUGUGAAGCCGUUUUACUCUCAGCACUACAUCCUGGAACAGCAAUAUGCAUAAAUGUACAAGAGUUACAAGAUUCUGGUGGACUUCUAGCGUGCGCAAUUAAUGCCGCGUGUCUGGCUCUGAUCAGCUCCAGUAUUUCGAUGAAAUACGUGAUCGCUGCUGUAUCCUGUAUGAUAAACCGGGAUACAGGUGAAUUAAUCAUAGAUCCAGACAGCUCACAGGUUCAACAAGCGCGAGCAACGUUCACAUACGUUUUUGAGUGUAUCAAUAAAGAAUUGGUAUCCUGUUGGACGGAGGGUAGAUUUUCGGAAAAGGAACUCGAGGAAUCGAUAACAAAAUGCAAACAAGCGAGUCAGCAUAUCUUUACCUUUUACAGAAAUAUAGUUAAACAAUAUGCAAAUAAAAUAUGAAGAUUUUUUGGUCGAUUGAUUUUAUACACUUCAAAAUGAAGAAAAACUAUUAACCCUCGCAUCGACUUUCUGUAGGAGUUUUUAUUUCCAUACGGCGAAUGAUGAAAAAAAAAAAUUUGAAUAAAUUUCACGAUCUACAGCAAA